GCAAGUGACGGGGGCGGAGGGGAGACGCAGAGACUGGGGAAAGUGGAAUACAUUUUGGAAGUGAAAAAGAACAAGGGACAUUAAGGAUUCGUAGGGAAGGAGAAAAGCUAAACUCAACAGAGCGACUGCGUGAAAGGGGAAGAGAUACCGUGACGGGCAGAAAGUUAUGGGGAAAUGGAUAGAGAGUUAGAUUUUGGGAGAAAUAAGUGGUUUUAAAGAAAAAGGGAGACAUUAAGACCUGGGAGAAAACAAACCAGGGGAACCACGAGGGUGAAGAGAGGAGAUACAGAAAAACAGGAUUUGAGAAAUUCUGGGGAAAAUAAGGAAAUUUGGUAAAGUAAAUAUCACCUCUAUAGGAUAAAGAAAUUAGUGUAGUAAAUCUAUAAAGACUAAGAAGUAAAUAAAAAAUACAACUGAGAGUAAGGAAGAGAAACCUAAACAGCUGAUCAUAUAGACUUAUGUUAUGUAAGCCAUAUAGAGUAUGUUAGGGUCAGUAUAGGGGAAUAUUCUAUAUUCAUCCUAUAGGACUGGUCCCCACGUGGGAAACACCCAUUUGGCAAGAGAUUCCAGAAUACCACGGUCUCCCUUACUCUAUAAAUCACAUGUUUAUGCCAUAGGAGAGGACCCUGAGAUUUUUUGGGAUUCUAAAGGUGGUGCGAAUAAAGAUUACCAAAGCAUAUACAGGGAUAAGGAAGAAAUUGGACUCCAAAGUCAACAGAUAUUCUGGGACUAUGAGACUUUUCCUCAUGGGACAUCACUGACGGGAGAAAGAAGAAUGUCCUCUCGUCUCUUCUCCCUCCUCCUGCUUCUCUCUGUCUGUUGUGCCGAACCUGAUGCACACUUUGACCCAUCAUCGUGCCGCUAUGCAUUGGGUAUGCAGGAUAGAACCAUCCCAGACGAGGAUAUCUCAGCCUCUAGUGCCUGGUCUGACUCCACAGAGGCCAAACACAGCAGGUUGGAAAGUAACGAUGGAGAUGGGGCGUGGUGCCCAGUGGGCCCGGUAUAUCCAAAUAACGAGGAUUAUCUGCAGAUAGACCUGAGGAAGCUGUAUUUCCUGACCCUGGUGGGCACACAAGGCAGAGAUGGUGGAGGGCUGGGAAAAGAAUUUGCCCGGCACUACCAACUGCGCUACAGCCGUGAUGGAUACAAGUGGGCACAUUGGAGGGAUCGGUGGGGGAAUGAGGUUAUUGCGGGUAAUGAGAACACCCAGGAUGUUGUGUUAAAGGACUUGGGACCUCCAAUGAUUGCCCGCUAUGUUCGUUUCUACCCAAUGGCUGACCGGGUGAUGAGCGUCUGUCUACGGGUAGAAUUGUAUGGCUGUGUAUGGCAAGAUGGAUUACGCUCUUACACCUCCCCUCCUGGUCAUUGGAUGAGUCUCCAAUCAAUGCUCAUUAAUCUUAAUGACUCCACAUACGACGGGUUUACAGUUGGAGGAUUGCAAUACGGUGGUCUUGGGCAGCUGACUGAUGGUGUAGUGGGGGCAGAUGACUUCGAACAACAUAAAGAACAAGGAGUCUGGCCUGGUUAUGAUUAUGUUGGGUGGAAUAACGAGAGUUUCCCCUCAGGAUACCUAGAGAUGGAGUUUGAAUUUGAUGCACUCAGGGCAUUUAUAUAUAUGAGGGUUCACUGCAAUAACAUGGGUUCCCACGGGGUGCAAAUAUUCCGUCGGGUGGACUGCUACUUCAAGCGUUCCUUGCACACUCCAUGGGAUGAUCAACCCAUCAGUCUCCGCUUGGCCUUGGAUGUCCGGGACCCUAGUGCUCGAACAGUUACUGUACCCUUAAACGGCAGAGUGGCGCGUAUUCUACGUUGUCACUACUACUUCUCCAGCCAGUGGUUACUCUUCAGUGAGGUCUCCUUCCUAUCUGAGAUACUGGACCUAUCCAAUCCAGAAGAACCAAGUCCAGUGCCCCUCCCAAGAGUGACUGUCGCUCCGCGGACCACUACAUCAUUACCUCAGAGUACUAGCCAAAAGGCAAUAACUACAACGGCGAACAGUGACAGCCUGAGUGGGCAAGUGUUAGAGUCAGGAGCAGAUAUCAGAAUAAACCAGCCCGUUGCCAAGGAUGACAGCAGCGACACCUCCAUUCUGAUUGGCUGCCUGAUGGUUAUCAUUUUACUGCUGCUGGUCGUAAUUAUCCUCAUUCUGUGGCGGCAGAGGUGGAGGAGACUACUAGGAAAGGCACAGGGCCGCCCCUCUGACAACGACCUUACAGCUCGCCUCUCCCUCCCCUUGGAUACUGUGGUCAUAAACAACACCCAGAAUCCCCCUGGGCCUCCUCGACAUGCAAACCGCUAUGAACGAAUCCUGACUACGGAGGGCGAAUACCAGGAGCCAAACCAUAUCCCUCGCCCCAAGACAGCCACGCUACCUUCUACUACCGAGGCAGCUGCCUUGCUGUUAAACAACCCUGCCUAUGAGCUCCUACUCUCCACCUACAGCCGGCCAAUUGCAGAGCCUGGUGGCCUGCAGGUUAAGCCUAUCAACAUUAAGGAGGGAGGAUAUAGGGAGCUUGAAACCCCAAAUUUGCCCAUGGUAUGCCCUCCAAGCGUUCCACACUAUGCAGAAGCUGACAUUGUUACCCUCCAAGGGGUAACUGGGGGAAACACGUAUGCGGUACCAGCCCUGACUGCUGAUUCGCUCGCCUCCAAAGAACUUCCCCUCAGCAAGUUUCCACGUGGUCAUCUCCUGUUCAGAGAAAAGUUAGGAGAAGGGCAGUUUGGAGAGGUUCACCUGUGUGAGGUUGUAAAUCCACAUGAGCUACCUACACUUCAAUUUCCUUUCAACAUGCGCAAAGGGAGGAGUCUGCAGGUGGCAGUCAAAUUACUAAGGGCUGAUGCAAAUAAGAAUGCAAGAAACGAUUUCCUAAAGGAGCUGAAAAUCCUUUCCCGACUAAACGACCUGCACAUUAUUCGUCUUUUGGGAGCUUGCCUGGAUGAGGACCCGCUAUGUAUGAUCACAGAGUACAUGGAGAAUGGAGAUCUUAAUCAGUUCCUAAAUGGCCACCAACUUGGUGUAGACGGAGAGACCAGUGGAGACGUCGGGCUUGGCCUACCGUGCAUCAGCUACCCUAGCCUUCUUCACGUCGCCUUGCAGAUCUGCUCCGGCAUGAAGUAUCUCUCCUCUCUUAACUUUGUACAUCGGGAUCUCGCCUCUCGAAACUGCCUAGUGGGAGAGAACUUGACAAUAAAGAUAGCAGAUUUUGGGAUGAGCCGGAACCUGUAUGCUGGAGAUUACUACAGAAUCCAGGGCCGGGCAGUACUGCCAAUCAGAUGGAUGGCAUGGGAGUGCAUUCUAAUGGGAAAGUUCACAACAGCCAGUGAUGUUUGGGCGUUUGGGGUGACUCUCUGGGAGAUUUUGAUGCUGUGUAAGGAACAGCCAUACGGAGAGCUGAAUGACGAGGAUGUGAUAGAAAAUGCAGGAGAAGUAUUCAGGGAUAGCAAGAUGCAGAUCUCUCUCUCUCGCCCACCUCCCUGCCCACUACCUCUGUAUGAGCUAAUGUUGCAGUGUUGGGCCCGUGACUGCCGGGAGAGACCCUCCUUCCAAGACAUUCACUCCGUGCUCACCUCUCACUUCCUCUGCUACUCCAGCGCAGGGGCGAAAGCCUGACUGAAGCACCUUAUCCCAGCCAGAAACCUGCUAUGUUUAUCUGAUCCAUAAAUCUUGUCCCAUUGGCCAAUCAUUUUCUUUAUAACAAUAUUCUCAAAAUUCUUAUAGUUUCAAAAUACUAUAAUCUCCUUUAGAUUGAGCAAAAAGAUUUGGGAUUAACCAUUUUCAUCCCAUAUGCUAGACGGCCAUUCAUCUCAAGCAGCACCUCUAUGGAGUCACAUACACUGGAUUAUGGUCUAACAUUUAUAGGAUGGGAAUCACUAACAAAAAACACAACCAAUCAGUGAAAGCAAUACACCCUUUGGAGGUCUAUUCCAUGCAUUAUACAAAGAAUACAUUUCGAACAGUCCCAAGGGUUAAACACGCAAUCAUUGUUGUACAAGGGGGGUCCAGAGGGGGUAAGAAGGACAAAUGCAUCCCAGUGAAAGUUAGCUUUUAAUAACAAAGGCUAAACACCCGCCCGAGUCUCUCUUUGGAUGUCGCUAAACCACCAUCUUUAAAAUAAUUUACAUCUAAUGUGCACACCAUGCAACUCCCUGCUGCAUGUUAACCCCCCAACAUAAAUGUAUGCGAACACCAAUAUAUGCAAUAAAUAUUCAUAAAUGGUUCAGCCUAUAUACUGAUUACAUUGCUGAAUACAAGUCUUGUUCACCCCAUAUAGGUCUUUUUUAUAGGAUGGAAAUUCCAAACCAGCAGCAUAUUAUAUAUAUAUAGGCUAAUCAUUAAAAUCUCAUUCUAUUAACUUAGCAUCUUAAAUAAAAGAAUGUUUUUGCAAAUUUGACAAAUAUCUGCCCAGUUAGAUGCUCUAUAAACCCCAAUAAAGUUGGCUUACUUAUCUAUAAUGUUGUACCAACCACCCCACAUGAUAGAAAACAUUCCAAUCUACAAUUUAUUUUACAGUUUCACAAAAUUCUCAUUUAAAAUCUCUCCGUCCUAUGUAUUCUAUUACUCACAGAGGUAAAAUCUACACACUUUAUACAUAGAAAUGAAUGAAGGACAUAUAUUAAUUCAUCUUACCAUCUUUGCACUCCAGACAUUUCACUGAAAUAAGCACUUUUAUACUAGUAAGAACGCAAAGUAUAGUUUGAUUUAUUUACAAGUCUCUUUUAAGGCAUUUCCACACACCACUGUAUUACCACCAAUACUAGUAUUGAGAUUGACUACAUUAUUUUAAAAAAUUAGAGAUUAACACUACAUACUUUUAUUUGUUGAUAUUGAGGCAUAGGGAAUUGAUCAAUACGGAUUAAAAAAACAGACGUCAGUAUUGCAUAUCAAGAAAUUGUGGUCCUGGACCAUAUCUCUGUACAAAAAUAUACGUAUGCAUCUGAUUGCUGUAUAUCUCUUCAUGGUUUCAACAAUGAAGCCCUAUGGGUAGUGGGAACAGCUUCAUUAUGAAAUUACCCUUACUUUACCAUUGUGCAUAAUUUUUUGUUAUUUAUGGUUUAUCCGUUUUACGGUUGACUACAACCGCUACUUAAAAUGGUCGAUCACUCCAGUUUCACUAUUACCUUUAUAAAGCAAGCUGUAUAUAAUAUACCUCAAGCUAAACACUGGAAGGUUUAUUUGAACCUCACUCCAUAUCAAAGACCACUCCAAGGAUCAGUCAAUAGCUAUAUCAUUAUCACCCCUAUUAAACAAAAGGAAUUCCACUCCAAGGAUCAGUCAAUAGCUAUAUCAUUAUCACCCCUAUUAAACAAAAGGAAUUCUGGUGCAGAUAGACAGUUGCUGCAGAACUUCAGAACAAGUUCAAAUUGAAUGACAAUAUUCCAUAUGCUGGGUCUAAUUGCCUAGCAUUUCGAUACUCUGGAAACCACAAAUACAAUGGAAACAGGUGCACGGAAGAAUUAGUAAUGAAGAUGGAUUUUUACAUUAUCCAUAUUGGACUUGUUUAUGGAGAUAUAUUGAUGACAUUUCUGCAAUAAGAGAUUCUUCUUAAUUUUGACUAUAAGGUCGUCUUUUUUUAAGAAAAAAAACUGUAAUAUAUAAAAAAAAACAUUUAAAAAAAAUCAUGUUAUAAAUUAAGUGAUGGAAACAGCAACUAAUAAUUGUGAAUAUAUUCUUCUGUUUUAGGGAAUAAUCUUUAAAGUAGAAGACAGUUUAGCAGGAAAAAAAAAAUUAAAUGUAUAAUUUGAUUAAAAAUAAGACGGUUGUGUGUUAAUGUGAUAACAAAUUUAAUUUGAAUUUUGGUUAAAAUCGAUAAUCAGCAGGAUUUUGACCCAAAGUGACUUUUGAUAAUCAUGAAAUUCACAAAACAUUGUAAACCUGAUUAGACUUUUUUUUUUAACAUAGAAAAUUACUUUAUGUAAUUUGGUUAAAAUCUACAGUUUUGACUGUAAUGUUGGACUUUUGGUUAAAAUAUAACCUUAAUGAUUUUGCCACUGCCGAACCCUGAUUUUAAUGGGUCUGAUACAAUUGUUUAUAUGUUAUAUUCCUAUUUCUUGAUGUAUAUAUAUAUAUAGAUAUGCUAAUUUAAAGCUUUAAUUGAGAUUGUUUUUAUAUGAUGUUAAUAUAUAGAGACAUUUGCCAGAUAUUUCACUAAUUUGCAGAAAAUAAAGAUUUGCUUUUUUUAGGGACUUUUAGAA
This is a messenger RNA of Bombina bombina (fire-bellied toad), 6192 nucleotides long. It is a transcript of the gene DDR1, whose product is annotated as discoidin domain receptor tyrosine kinase 1. Gene Ontology annotation, biological process: positive regulation of kinase activity; cell surface receptor protein tyrosine kinase signaling pathway; protein phosphorylation. The record is from RefSeq and is a predicted model, not a curated record. Bases 776 to 3610 code for a protein of 944 amino acids. Gene Ontology annotation, cellular component: membrane; signaling receptor complex. Lineage: Eukaryota; Metazoa; Chordata; Amphibia; Anura; Bombinatoridae. Gene Ontology annotation, molecular function: ATP binding; protein tyrosine kinase collagen receptor activity; collagen binding. The transcript is spliced from 18 exons.